Messenger RNA from Rodentolepis nana, 474 nucleotides. Lineage: Eukaryota; Metazoa; Platyhelminthes; Cestoda; Cyclophyllidea; Hymenolepididae. The record is from the annotation of a GenBank genome assembly.
AUGAGUAUAUUUCGGUUGCAUUAUAUAGGCAACUUGGCACUUGAUCCUCGGUUUCCAGAUACUAUCCUUUCCAAAGUCCCAGACAUCUAUCGACCAAAAGUGAUUGAAUUUCCAAAGGAUCGAGACGAAAUUAAAAUAGGUCGAGUAGAUAGCGAUUCAUUGAAUGACUUUAACUUGGAAAGUUGCAUUUAUCGGCCACUUAUAACUCCUCACCACGCAUCAAUUAAGCGCACUCAAGAAGGGGAAUAUGAAUUGCACGAUUACAGCUUGAACGGAACUUUUGUCAAUUAUAUACGCGUUGGUGAAGCAGUUACUCUUAAAAGAAAUGAUAUUAUCUGUUUCGGCUGUUACGAUAGUUUUGGAAAAAAGCCAGGCGAGAAAGUAACGAAUUUCCCUUGGGAUCAGAAAUACGUGGUUUACCUGGGUCCACCUGAAGAUGAUCCCUUUAUGAAACCUGAAAACAAUUUCUCAUGA